Pyrus x bretschneideri (Chinese white pear) is the source of this 852-nucleotide messenger RNA. Its product is annotated as putative xyloglucan endotransglucosylase/hydrolase protein 1. Gene Ontology annotation, biological process: xyloglucan metabolic process; cell wall biogenesis. Gene Ontology annotation, molecular function: hydrolase activity, hydrolyzing O-glycosyl compounds; xyloglucan:xyloglucosyl transferase activity. The record is from RefSeq and is a predicted model, not a curated record. NCBI's taxonomy places the organism in Eukaryota, Viridiplantae, Streptophyta, Magnoliopsida, Rosales, Rosaceae.
AUGAUAACCUGGUAUUCUCUGCUAUUUUUGCUAGUACUAGUUGUACUAGUUGUUAGAAAGCAUGAUGUAGGCGAAGCAGCUGAGGACGACGUUAGUUUUGACCAAAACUACGUCGUCAGAUAUGGAAAUGAUCAUUUCUUGAAACUAAACCAAGGAAGAGAUGUUCAGCUUUCUUUGGACCAAACUACAGGAUCUGGAUUUAAUUCCAAGAACGGAUAUGGUUCGGGUUUCUUUGAAAUGAAGCUGAAAUUGCCAUCAAGCCAUUCUCCUGGAGUUGUCACAACAUUUUAUGUAAAUAAUAAGCCUGGAAACCAUGACGAGCUAGACUUCGAGUUCUUGGGUACCGAUGAUGGGCCAAAUUAUACCUUACAAACAAAUAUUUUUGCAAAUGACAAUGGGGAGAGAGAGCAGAGGCUUCAUCUUUGGUUUGAUCCCACCGAGGAUUUUCAUAAUUAUGGAAUCCUAUGGAACUAUAGCCAAGUAGUGUUUUUUGUGGAUAACAUCCCAAUUAGAGUGUUCAAGAACAAUACAAUGUUGGGAGCAAGGUACCCUGAACUGAAGAUGUUUGUGGAAGGAAGCAUAUGGAAUGGAGAAUCUUGGGCAUCAAAUGGCAGAAAAGUAAAUUGGUCUCAGUCACCUUUCCAAGCACAUUAUCAAAAAUUUAAUAUAAAUGGAUGCCAAUUUGGAGCCAAAUGCUCUUCUCAAUCCCAUAACUAUUGGUGGAACGACAAAGAUUAUUUGGAUCUGACCGCAGAGCAGCAAAGAUCUUAUGAGAAUGUGACUCAGAAAUAUCUGUUUUAUGAUUAUUGUUCUCUCAGAAGAGAAAAAUUCAAGGAAUGCCAAGUGAAAUAA